Kluyveromyces marxianus DMKU3-1042 is the source of this 1812-nucleotide messenger RNA. RefSeq lists its product as uncharacterized. The record is from RefSeq and is a predicted model, not a curated record. Gene Ontology annotation, biological process: glycerophospholipid biosynthetic process. The coding region runs from base 1 to 1812 and encodes 603 amino acids. Gene Ontology annotation, cellular component: mitochondrion. The transcript has a single exon. Lineage: Eukaryota; Fungi; Ascomycota; Saccharomycetes; Saccharomycetales; Saccharomycetaceae.
AUGUCGACCGCUACUGCUAAAACAGACAAGCUCACCGAAAAACUCAAGCAGUUCACCUUCGACGAGAAGGACAAUUCUCUGAUUGACUCAAAGAAUCCAGCGCCUUUCCCCGGAUCAGAACCCGAUUCUAAGGAAAAGCCAAAAUCCGCUGCUACUACUACCGCCACUUCAACUUCAACUUCAACUUCUGCUGGCUCAGACGCUGAUGCGCUAAAGGCUUCGAAACCUAGAACAAAGUCGUUUUUGAACAACGACGGGAUUGACGAGCUAAAACCGAUGACGCGGAAAAAGCGCGUUUCCUCGCUAUCGUUAUCGGACCAGUACUCUGUCUCCCAGAACUCCAUGCAGCCCUUGACAUCAAUGACUCCGCUUCACGGUAAGGGCAGCGAAGAUGGUACCGCAGGACAGGGUAACGUUCGUCGCUCCAGUUCGCAUAGCCGCCGUUCCUCCAUGAAGUUGUCGCGCUCCUCUUCUGUGCGCACGAAACGUGAGAUCAUUGACCACGAGCGUAUCGCAUCGUACGCGUUCGCAUUCGAUAUUGACGGUGUCAUUUUGCGUGGCCCAGACACCAUCCCAGAAGCACGCCAGGCGCUUCGUAUGCUAAAUGGGGAAAACAAGUACAAUAUCAAGGUGCCUUACAUUUUCAUCACCAACGGAGGUGGGCGUUCGGAACGCGCUCGUUGCAAGGACUUGUCUAAGCGUCUCGGGAUUACAGUCACCGAAGAUCAGGUGAUCCAGGGUCAUACCCCGAUGAAGGACUUGGUACCGGCUCAUCACAACGUGCUAGUCGUUGGUGGGGUUUUGAACUCGUGCCGUGAUGUUGCCAAGGGAUACGGGUUCGAGAACGUUUACACGCCGCUCGAUAUUAUGAAGUGGAAGCCAUCAGUGACUCCAUAUUACACGCUAAGCGAGGAGGAGAAGGCAUGUGCAUUGGAUGUUGAUUUCUCGAAGAUCAGCAUCGAUGCCAUCUUGGUUUUCGCAGACUCGAGAAACUGGGCUGCAGACCAGCAGAUCAUCUUGGAAUUGUUGUUGUCGAAGAACGGUGUCAUGGGUACCGUUUCUGAGACUGCGGAUGAAGGACCUGGGUUGUACUUCGCCCACUCGGACUUCGUUUGGUCCACCGAUUACUCUUUGAGUCGUUACGGUAUGGGUGCAUUGCAGGUUUCUAUUGCAGCCUUGUACCAGGAACACACGGGUAAAGAGUUGCAGGUGACCCGUUUCGGUAAGCCUCAGCGUGCUACGUUCAGAUUUGCCGACAAAGUCUUGAGCAAAUGGCGUAGAAACACUUUGGAGGAACAUGUCGAGCAGUUGGGUAUGACCAUCAGUGAUACCCGCGACAGAAUUCCAAAUGGUGCUGCUCCAGCAGGCCAUGGUGAUACCGAAACCGGCGAGUCUCCAUUCGGCCCAGACUCUGAAACAGAUCAAGAAACAGAUCUAACUUCCUCUACUGAAGACGACGAGGAAGACGACGAGGACGAUGAAGGAAUCGUUAUGGAGAAACACUCCAAAUUGCUGUUAGAGCUACCUCCCGCUUCGACUGUCUACUUCGUUGGUGACACUCCUGAAUCGGAUAUCAGGUUCGCUAACUCUCACGACUCUUCAUGGUACUCUAUUUUGGUGAAGACUGGUGUUUACCAAGAGGGUACCAUCCCUAAGUACAAGCCAAAGCAGAUUUGCGAAAAUGUGCUGGAAGCUGUGAAAUUCGCUAUUGAGCGUGAACACAAGAAGGAAUUAGAAGAGUGGAACAGAACCGCUGAAGUUACUGUACCCGUUGUGAAGGAAGAGAAGGAAACUAUCCAAAAGACUAACUAA